Messenger RNA from Fusarium verticillioides 7600, 381 nucleotides. RefSeq lists its product as hypothetical. Bases 1 to 381 code for a protein of 126 amino acids. The transcript is spliced from 2 exons. Lineage: Eukaryota; Fungi; Ascomycota; Sordariomycetes; Hypocreales; Nectriaceae. The record is from RefSeq and is a predicted model, not a curated record.
AUGUCCUCAUCCAGCGAUGACGACGAAGUCGAAUCUGUCGCGCCAAUCGAGCUGAGCGAAUACGAGACCGAUUUUGACCGUGAAUCUGAUCUUUUAUACGAUUCUAAUUAUGAAUCAGAUACGGACUCUGAAUGGGAACGUCAUCGUCUGGCUUGGCACCACACGAUGGCAGGCCCGAGCUGCGGUCUGUGCAGAUUCGAAUUCGAAGCCGACGAAGACUUUGUUGUUUACAAUCCGGUCAGUCACCGCUACCCUCGCAUUUGGAACGGCACGUACGUACUGGGGUAUGAUAAGUACUUUGCAAUAGAGCUCGGGUUCCACCACGGGCAGUGUGAGAUCAUCGUCAGGGUCACUAGGAUCUCGGCUUUUCCAGGUAUCUAG